Molecule: messenger RNA, 453 nt
Organism: Angiostrongylus costaricensis
Lineage: Eukaryota; Metazoa; Nematoda; Chromadorea; Rhabditida; Metastrongylidae
Source: the annotation of a GenBank genome assembly
GUAACGAGUUUUAGAAAGGAGAGACAUGCUAAAGAACUUAAAAGGCAACAAGAUGUUUUGCAACGACGAAUGGCUUUGAUGGAACGCGACAACGCUCGUAAAAAGGAAAUUCUGGAGAAGAAUCAUGCUGCUGCGUCACGCCUUGUCAACACCCCAUCACGGAAAAAGUACGCCUUUGGCUCAUCGACACCUCGUGAGCUGUCGUUCGUUGAGUGUAAACAACCGAAAAACCAAGAAAAACACCUAUUGCGUGAAAAACAGGUGAAUUUCGUUGAUAUCCUAGACAGUACGAAAUUCUUACUACUAUCCAAUAGUAUGAUUCAUGGACAACAUAGUCGUUCAGCGAAUUCAGAAUUGUCUACUUCAAUGUAUGUACCUUCCGAUAGUAGUCGCCAAAGCAAUUCGAAGCUUCGACUCCCGCAAUCGAAAGUAAUCUUUUUUUUUCAUAUUUAG